Molecule: messenger RNA, 5967 nt
Organism: Aspergillus tanneri
Lineage: Eukaryota; Fungi; Ascomycota; Eurotiomycetes; Eurotiales; Aspergillaceae
Product: putative SNF2 family helicase
Exons: 8
Coding region: 1-5967 (1988 amino acids)
Molecular function (GO): methyltransferase activity; ATP binding; ATP-dependent chromatin remodeler activity
Source: RefSeq, a predicted model, not a curated record
AUGACCACUCCCGCAGUCUCCACCCGUCCACCAAAGAAAAGCAGACGAGGCCCCCGACCCAUCCUGAGCCCAAACGGCCCUGAAUCUUCCAGUGCUCUUCAUAAGGCAUUAGAUAAUCUCCAUGAUCCCGAUGAUAUCCCAGAGCUGGUCAAGUCCCGACCAUAUUCGGGUCCAAAGACACUGCGGACGCAGCUUGCGCUAGGACUUCCACCGAUGUACAAACUCAGUGACAUCUAUCACUCGAUCACAAGCAGGGCAUUAGAACUAGGUCUUGAUGAUGUUCUGUCUCAUCUUGGAUCACGACAACUACGCGUGGUGACGGUCUGCUCGGGGACAGAGAGUCCAUUGCUGGCAUUGGAAAUGGUGCAGGAAAAUCUCAGAAAACACUUCGGUAAGAACUUUGAGUUCCGUCACCUCUUCAGUGCGGAAAUUGUUCCCUUUAAACAGGCCUAUAUCGAGAGAAACUUUCAUCCUCGAUUUAUCUUCCGUGAUGUAGGUGAGCUUAAGGAUCGUGUGGCCCAAACAGCCUAUGGCUCCUUGGAAAAGAUUCCCAAGAACGUUGACCUCUUGGUUGCUGGAUUCUCCUGCGUUGACUUCUCCGGUCUGAACAACAGACGGAAGACCUUGGACGAAAAAGGUGAAUCUGGGGGCACAUUUUGGGGAAUUAUCCGGUACGCGAAAACCUAUCGACCACGGAUAGUCAUUUUGGAGAACGUGAAAACUGCCCCCUGGGAAAAAAUUGGUCAACAUUGGAACGAAAUCGACUAUUUUGCUGUCCAUAUUGAUGUAGAUACGAAGGCAUACUAUUUGCCCCAGACCCGGGAAAGAGGGUAUAUGUUCUGCAUUGAUCAGAAACUCAUCGAGGGACAUGGUCUUUCGAAAGACGACUUGCUCGAAUGGAAGAACUUGGUCGUCAACUUUAAGCGUCCUGCUAGCUCGCCGGCUGGGAUGUUCUUGCUCAAUGCGGAUGACCCGCGAUUGGAACAGAUUGAAAAAGACAUGGCUGUUCGUAUCGCGGCGUCGUCUACAAGGGCGACUAUUGAUUGGUCAAGGUACCAGGAUAAUGGUACCUGUCAGAUGCUCGACUUUGCCUGGCACACAUGGAUCAAGUCCAUGCCCGAGAGAGUUCUGGACACAAUUGAUGUUAACUUUCUGCGCAAACUUUUGGAAGGGUACGAUAUGAACUAUAAAGAGAGAUACAUCGAACUUUCUCAAGGGCUAGAUCGAGAGCUGGACAACCGUGCAUAUGGCAUCGUUGGCUGCAUCACACCCUGCGGCCUACCAUACAUCACCACGAGAGGCGGCCCGCUUUGUGGUAUUGAGUCUCUCGCUUUGCAAGGGCUACCGUUGGACCGACUGCUUCUGACGCGGGAAUCACAGCGUGAGCUGCAAGAUCUCGCAGGUAACGCCAUGAGCUCAACCGUUGUCGGCGUCGCGAUCCUCUCCGCCUUGAUAGUCGGAUAUAAAGUUUUCAAGAAGGAAGAAAGAGCAUCUACAGUCAAAUCCGACCGCCACAGGUUCCAAAGUGUUAUUCCCCAGGAUGACUACAACCUAGUUCCAAGCAACAUACAAGUCGGCCAGUUCGUUGACCUAGACAUCCGCGAUUUUGGAGAGCAAGCCGCACGGAGCGCAAGAACGAAUUCAUCACUGCCAUGUCCCCCUGCUGUCUGGGAUCAGUUCUUGCAAGCUGUAACACGGACGAUUGGAGACGAGCUGCGUUUCUUGGACAUUAAAAGAAGUGAGGUUUGGACCGCUUCUUAUGAAGGCAAGCAUUCCGUCCUCAACCUUGUCAUCGAGCCACCAGAUAAAGUCAACUGGCUGUUCUUUGCCAAAGCAUCUGAUAGAGAUCCUGCUGUAUGUGCCAACCGUGAGAUACUGUCAAAGCCAAUUGCACGGAUGACGCCUAUACCCGGUUGCUUAUUGCAAGCAAGUGCAUAUUUGCACAAAAGAGAGGCGGACAAACACGGCCCUGUCGUGUACCUGUUUUUGGAUCCAAGCAAACUUGGAGAGCCGAGAAAUGACUCUUUUGUAUUCUCGUUGGAACAUCGACGUAACCCUGGAUACGCACCACGACUAACUAUCGCCGAAGUAUCCCACAAGUGGCGUUCUGGAACGGUUCAAUCUGAGCCGAGAUAUGUCAAUGUUUACUACCGUAAAUGGAUUGGGAUACAAACAGCCACCUUGCGACCCUAUGUUCCUAAGGAUCCCAUCACUUGCUAUAAUCUGGAGCCUGGGAGUACUGUAUCGAUCACCCAUGCUGAUUGUCAUAAUGCGAAUAUUACUCUGUUAUCAUUUGCAGCUCCAGCAGACACUUUUGGCUCAAUCCAAAACAAGGGUCCAUGGGAGGUCAGUGACCCUCUGGACUCGCAAUCUUGGCUGCGAGACUAUUCCUGGUUGUUGCAAAAAGCAUGCAAAAUUUCCGGAUUUGAAGAUUGGAAUAUAGUCGUCGAAGGGCAAGCACUUAAAGUAGUCGGCUGUUCGGCAUGCACCACUUGCGUGCCACCCAAGCCACGGCUACUAUGGGGCCGUGAUGGAAGGGGAUGGCUCAAAGCGUACGAAGAUCCUCACGAUGCAGCCUUGUAUGAACGUCAGUAUAAAGCACGGCCUCCCCCUUUCUUGAUAUUUCGUCGAAUCGAUGAACAUGGCUUUGGAAGCUUGCGCAUCACUCUCAAUAUUCAGAGCCUUCUGCACCAGGCAUACAGUAAGCUCAUUGGGCCGAGUACCACAGGUAAUGUUUCUUUUCAUUGGCGAUUGAUUCCAAAUGCAUACGAUUCAAGGAACUUGGUGUUCCCUAAAUUCGACCUGGACAGCAAUAGAUCCGACUCCCAGUCCAGCCAGCCCCCGAGUUUCUUGCUCAAGCUGCGACCUGAACAGCUUCGCUCCUUGUCAUGGAUGAUAGUGCAAGAAAGUGACGACAUCGAACCUUUUGUAGAGGAAGAGACAGAGGAGGCUUUGCUAUCACAGCUGAUGUGGCGUGCAGAAGCAAAAGUGAGCGUCCAAAAAUGUGUUCGUGGAGGCGUCCUAGCAGAUGACGUUGGAUACGGGAAAACAGCUAUCGUCCUCGGUUUGAUUGACGCGCAGUUUGAAAGGGGAAAUGCAUCAGCGCCGGAGCCCACAAGAGGAUUUAUUCCUACAAAGAGCACGCUCAUUGUGGUUCCUCAUAUCAUGCUGCCGCAGUGGCAGUCCGAGAUCACCAAAUUCUUGGGAAGCAAAUAUAAAGUUCUGGUUUUUUCGACUGCCAUGGCCUUCACCAAGAAAACAAUUCGUGAUAUUCGGAACUCGGAUAUUAUUUUGGUGUCGUGGAAUAUCUUCAAUAAUGCAGGUUACUAUCAAAAGCUGCAGAGGUUGACUGGUAUGCCACGGGUUCCAACGAAGCCGGGUCGCAACUUCGAUGAUUGGUUUUCGGAAGCCCAAGCAUCGCUCAAAGAACAGGUGGAGAUCCUAGUGAAUCAAGGUCCCGAUGCUUUCCUUGAAUCAUUGCGUGCCAAACGCCAGAAAGUCAAAGAUGAGCAGGCAAAUUAUACUUAUGUUCCGUCAAAACGGUUGAGAGGAAAGCGAUAUGCAGAAGCCAAGAUGCACGAAGAGCCUAGCACAGAGACAGGGCUGCCAUAUGCCGAUAUAUCCAGUGCUGAUGAGAAGUCUGACUCAAGCGAUUGGGAAGAUCCGGACACUCUUCGGUCCAAGGUGUCCCGUCUCUUAAAGCUUCAGCCUAUGAAGUCAUUUGCUCAGGGAUCUGUCGGUGUGAACUCAGAGGAAGAGGCGACUGAAUAUGAGGACUCUGUAAAUUCCAAUGCAAAGUGCAAAGGCACCAAAAGACAGCCUGGUCGGUUAAUAGUUGGCAAGAGAAAGGCAAAGACUUGGGAUGACCGAAAAGAAUUCAACAUAAGCAGGGAUGAAAAGAACCAGGACUGGGAGAUAGUCAAAACUCCUCUGCUGCAUAUGUUCUCCUUUGACCGUCUUGUCAUUGACGAAUUUACAUAUGCAAAUACUGAGAGACUUGGGCCCCUUCUGGUGCUACAGGCUCGUUCCAAAUGGGUGCUUUCUGGCACGCCUCCUUUAAACGAUUUCGCUGAUGUCAAAUCCAUAGCACCGUUUUUGGGCAUCCAUCUUGGUGUCGAUGACGAUGACCUGCAUUCCCAAAAUAAACGUCUCAAGGCUUUAUGGAAACAUAGGUCGGAUGCAGAAGCAUUCCAGGCCUUCCGAGCACCACGAAGUGAGGCAUGGCACCGGCAUCGUCAUGAGCUUGCACAGAUAUUCCUGAGCCGUUUCGCACGCAGAAACAUUGCUGACAUCGACGAGAUUCCGUUCACAGAGCACAUCAUUCUAGUGUCUCAAUCCCCAGCAGAAAGAGCAAUCUACCUCGAGCUCUAUAAACAGUUGAUGACCUAUAAUCGUCAGAUGCGCCGUGGCAGAAGAAAGUUCAGUAGCGACCAGGUUGAGCGCCUAGAUGAAAUCAUUGGCAGCAGCAGAACUCCCGAAGAGGCGCUGCUCAAGCGCUGUGCAUCUCUUGCCCUUCAUGGUCGGUGGGACAGUGGGAAACCCGAGGCGACAACUUGCAAGUCUCUCAUUGAGACGCGACGGGCGCAAAUUACUGCUCUUGUGGAUGAAUUUCUCAUGAAGACUAAACUGGCUGCGUGGCUCUAUGGUGAACGUGAUAUAAGGCAUGAUAAUUUCCACAAGUUCGUCGAAAGCGUAUUGAGACACGAUUUUGGUGACGAAACUGUGACAACAAAAGCCUAUGCGUUUCUUAAAUAUGCGGUCCUUAAUCCCAAAGACGAUGACUGGAAAUUUUUCUUCGCCGACCCCGAUCACACUCCUCUGAGAAAGGAGUCCGAAAUAGAGGCAGUAACGGAGUCCAUGGCCGAGGAUCAGGAGGUCGAUGACAGUGUCUCUUAUUUCUCUGGCUUAGAGAAAGAAGCAGAGUCAUCGGAAGCCAAUGAAGACAUAGGUCAGGACGAUGGGUGUAGUGCCAAACGAGGGGAUAGCAUGAGACAGGGCAUGCAGAAAACUCGCAAGAGCAAAACCGACAAGGAUGGAAUGCCGGCACUUCCAAAUAAGCCAACCAGUAUAGACGAAUUAAAAGUACUAUUGCAAAAAGCAACAACAGAUAUCCGCAAUUAUAUCGUGGAGUGGGUUAUGCGCACACGGGCUCUCAGGUUCUUGGAAGCAAUGCAUCUUGCACAGACUGGCUCAGAUAUAGAGUGCAGCAAGUGCCAGGGAAAGCUCCGCACAACACAUGGCAUCAAUAUACUCGGUUCGUGUGGCCAUACACUCUGCAUAAAAUGUGUUCCGGGUGUCCUCAAAAAAGAGGAGUGCAUAGUUGAAGGGUGUCGUGGCUCCGGCAAGAAAUUCAACAUCAUCAAUGGGUCCACACUUGGACGCUAUGAAAACGAUAGCAGUGCCAAAUACGGCGGUAGCAAGAUGGACAAGCUCAUCCAAAUCAUCCAGAGCGUUCCCACAGAUGAACGAGUCCUUCUAUUCAUCCAGUUCCCCGAACUGGUGGAAGUCGCGUGUAUGGCGCUGGAUCUGGCCAGAAUUAAAUACACGGCAAUAUCAACUACCGGCCGCAAGUCAGCGCAUAAAAUUGAGGAAUAUCAGAAGAAUGGCCUGGGGGAAAGUAGGGUCCUGAUUUUGAAUCUGGGGAGUGAAAUGGCUGCCGGAUUGAAUCUUCAAUGCGCCAACCACGUUAUUUUUCUCUCCCCCAUGCUUGCAGAGACCCAAUAUGACUAUGACUCCACUAUGACCCAAGCUAUUGGAAGAUCUCGGCGGUACGGGCAGACGAAACACGUUCACAUCUACCACCUCCUGGCAAAGAUGACUAUUGACGUGAAUCUCUUCCAAGAACGCCGAGAAUCGGUCUUGAUCGAGCGCAAUGGCGAGCCUAUUCUAGUAUCCCGAGAUUUCGAUUUUGACUCCGAAUCGAUCAGCUGUCAGGGUCCGUCGUUGAUGAUGGAUAAUGUUGUUUGA